This is a messenger RNA of Rotaria sp. Silwood2, 549 nucleotides long. The record is from the annotation of a GenBank genome assembly. Lineage: Eukaryota; Metazoa; Rotifera; Eurotatoria; Philodinida; Philodinidae.
AUGUGGGCACCACUAUUUUUUCUUAUCUUCAUUGUGAUUAGUCCAUUUUGCACAACUGUAUGGAAUUUUAAUCAACUUCUUUGUGGUUUUCCAUGUUAUUAUGGAGAAAAGAUUUUAAAUAAAUUUGAUUUUAUCUUCAAUCUUCUUCUUCCCGUUGUAAUCAUUAUGUUGGCCAAUGUAACCUUAGUUAUUCGAGUUAUCUGUCGAAAGAUAUCUCGACAACAAGUAGUCAAUUGGCGACGUCAUGGUAAGAUGGUGUUGCAACUAUGGAUCAUCUCAUCACUCUAUAUGGGACUUUGGCUACCUUUGACAAUCACAUUAUUCGUUCAAAUGACUGUACUACCCUCAUUUAUGGUCCAUCAAAUGGAAACGUUGCAGUUCACUCCCUAUUUUGUUGCACUUCUAUUGCCAAUGAUAUGCCUCAGUACACAACCUGAAUUAGUAAGAAAAAUUAAGAAUCAUAUUCGUAUACGACCAGUGAACAAGGUUACCGUCAUAACUUAUAAUCGAAAUGCAGGACAAACGUUGACUUUUGCUCAUGCUCGAUGA